Molecule: messenger RNA, 1068 nt
Organism: Caenorhabditis elegans
Lineage: Eukaryota; Metazoa; Nematoda; Chromadorea; Rhabditida; Rhabditidae
Gene: srw-56
Product: G-protein coupled receptors family 1 profile domain-containing protein
Exons: 4
Coding region: 1-1068 (355 amino acids)
Biological process (GO): G protein-coupled receptor signaling pathway; signal transduction
Cellular component (GO): membrane
Molecular function (GO): G protein-coupled receptor activity; G protein-coupled peptide receptor activity
Source: RefSeq, marked reviewed
AUGAACACUUCAUUAAAUAAGGGUUCCGAUUAUGAAGACGCUAAUGAUGAAAUUUCAAUAUUUUGGAACACUUUUGCACAAGCAAUAGAUUCGGUAUUAAAUAACCAAGCUCAUGUGAAGUUAAUCAUUGCCGCAAUUGGAGUUUUUAUUAAUAUUUUUCAUUUUAUAGUUCUAACCAGAAAAUCUAUGAGAGUAUAUACCAUUAAUCUUUUUAUGAUUGGUAUUGCAAUUUGUGAUUUUCUUCGAUUACUUUCCGUUGUUCUCGGGGCUUUACCACACUAUUAUAAGCUAUACCGAAGGUCUAUAACGCCUCACAACUGCAUUCCACCGGAAACAUAUGUUGUCUUUUUUGUAUAUAUAUAUAUAUAUUCUGAAACAGUAUCCAUGAUUGCCCAAAAGCUCGCUGUCUCGUUUGGAGUUGCAAUGGCAAUUUUAAGGGUCGUUAUAUUAAAAUACCCGUUGAGUCGGAGAGCUCAAGAUCUGAUAAUGUCGGGCUCAGGAAUUCGAAUUAUUUUCAUCGUCUGCCUCCCCCAUUUACCAUUCUGGUUUUUUGACCUACAAUGGACGGAAAUUCGAGAAAAUGGGACCUGGAAGCCUCCUUCUGGUUGUAAAAAUUUCAGUGAUCAUAGUUUACAUACAAAGUACUCGUUCGAGCAUGGAGAAGAUAUAAAUGAAACUUUGCGUUUUAUGGAAGGGAUUUUGUUCACAGUGGUUCCAUCAAUAAUUCUUCCAAUUGCCACCGGAUUUCUUAUUUAUGCUCUGAAAACUAUGACAAGGGCAGCAACAUCCUCUAGAAGUAAUGGUUCUACAAAAAUGGUAGUCUUAAUUACUGUUACUUUCUUGAUUGCUACUUUUCCACUUGGGAUGACCUAUUUCGUCAAUUUUUUGGGCCUUGAUGAUAUACUAGCUUUUUUCUUAUAUAUUAUUGGUAUUUUUUGUGAAUUCGUGUCAAUAAUCAAUGGAACAUUGCAUUUUGUGCUAUGUGCAUGUGUAUCAUCACUGUAUCAAAAUACUGUAAAAGAAAUGUUUGGACGUAAAAAAGCUCGCGUAGCUACUACAAUUUUUUGA